AUGGAUGGACUGCUGCUACCGCAUAACGACACCCUGGUAAUCUCUCUAAAUGUCUUAGAUUUUAGAAUUAAACGUGUUCUGGUGGAUCCAGGAAGUUCGGCCAAUAUUAUACAAUGGAGGGUGUUGGAGCAAGUCAAGCUCACCAAAAGCAUCAUUCCGACCACAAAGCUCCUCGCCGGGUUCAAUCUAGCAAGAGUGAUAACCAUAGGAGAGAGCCUGCUGCCCACGAAUGCUGAAGGGGUGAUGGAGACGACCCUUUUCGAGGUGGUGGAUGGUGAUAUGGGUUACAACAUCAUCCUAGGGAGACCAUGGUUGCAAGAAAUAAAGGCUGUGCCAUCAACGUAUCAUCAACUGCUGAAAUUCCCAACUUUCGAGAGACUUAAACAAAUAAGAGGUGACCAAACGGCAGCAAGGAAGAUGAAUGCAAUCUCAAUCUCCGGUAGCAAAGGGAAGGAGCCUGCAACAUAG
Messenger RNA from Nicotiana tabacum (common tobacco), 468 nucleotides. RefSeq lists its product as uncharacterized. Lineage: Eukaryota; Viridiplantae; Streptophyta; Magnoliopsida; Solanales; Solanaceae. The record is from RefSeq and is a predicted model, not a curated record.